Purpureocillium lilacinum is the source of this 1245-nucleotide messenger RNA. RefSeq names its product coq1 putative hexaprenyl diphosphate synthase. Gene Ontology annotation, biological process: ubiquinone biosynthetic process; isoprenoid biosynthetic process. The record is from RefSeq and is a predicted model, not a curated record. Lineage: Eukaryota; Fungi; Ascomycota; Sordariomycetes; Hypocreales; Ophiocordycipitaceae. Gene Ontology annotation, molecular function: prenyltransferase activity. Gene Ontology annotation, cellular component: transferase complex.
AUGUCAAUGAACACCAUGACGGUCGACGUCUGGAGGACCGCAACCGGCGAGAUGGAGCUCCUGCCUGGAAACAUCCGAAAGCUCAUCGGAUCUAGCCAUCCUUUCUUGGACGAGGCUGCCAAGUAUUAUACUCGAGCAGAAGGGAAGCACUUGCGACCGCUCAUUGUGUUUCUCAUGAGCCAAGCCACCAUGCCCUGUCGACAGGCCUCGCAGUCUGCGAAGCCGGCAACAAAAUCGAAUUCCACUUGUCCCGGUUCGGCAGAUACACCGACCAUGGGCCAUCCCGUCAGGGAGAGCAACUUGAACACGUUGGUCGCCGAGAUCAGUGAGCUCCUGGGCACAGCUCGACUUGACAAAGACGCAUUUAUAUCGCCGCCACCAUCGCCGCCGUCGCCAGCUGCACCUCUUACGCCAAUCAACCAGAAGAAUUACCUGGAAGAGUCCCGAACCGCCGAGGUUGACAUACUUCCGGCCCAAAGACGGCUCGCUGAGAUCGUCGAGAUUAUCCACACAGCUUCAUUGCUACAUGAUGACGUGAUUGACAAUGCCAACUCUCGAAGGGGCUUGCCGUCGGCGAAUCUGGCGUUCGGGAACAAGAUGGCCACAUUAGCUGGCGACUUUCUCCUAGGCCGAGCCUGCAUGGCCUUGGCUGGCCUACACCAUCCAGAAGUCAUGGACCUGAUAUCCGCAGCCAUCGCAAAGCUUGUGGAAGGCGAGUUCAUGCAGCUCAAAAACACACAGUACGACGACCCGAGCCCAAAAUGGUCAGCGGAGGCGCUAUGCUACUACCUCCAAAAAUCGUACCUCAAGACCGCCAGUCUCAUAUCCGCAUCGAGUCGCGCGGCAGCACUGCUCGGCGAUGCGGACAGCAAGACGGUUGACGCGGCGACCGCGUAUGGAAGAAACUUGGGCAUGGCGUUCCAGGUAGUCGAUGACAUUCUGGAUUACACACGGAGCGGGACGGAGUUGGGUAAGCCGGCGGGAGCAGACCUCGAGCUCGGCCUUGCAACAGCGCCUCUCCUCUUUGCCUGGGAGCAGAUGCCGGAGCUGGGUGUGCUCAUCGGUCGCAAGUUCCAGCACGAAGGCGAUGCGCGAGAUAUGGUCCUGAGGAGUGAUGGCAUCGCCAUGGCGUAUGCGCUGGCAUACGACUACUCGCAGAAAGCCAUCGCGGCUAUUCGUGACUUUCCGCAGAGUGAGGCCAAAGACAUUCUGGUGCAAAUUGCGCAGUGGACGGUGCAGCAGUAG